AUUGCGGUUCGGUUUUCGGUUUUAAAAUUUCACCCCCACCACCGAGUAACGAAUCUCUGUCAACUUGUAGAACACCGCUAGACAUUACCCCACGCUUUCACGAUACAAGUUUAAAAUACCACAAGUAUCAUCUCUACACGCUCAAAUUAGGCCAAGCAGCAGAUAAUACAGUAACAAAUUAGGCUCCUUUUCACCCUCAGAAGCCGUCAGUCCACCGGCCGCUGGAUCGGGUUUCAUUCCUCAGCCCGAAACCCGAUCACAGCCCGGAAACCGUCGCCAGGCCCGAAUCGGCCCUCGGAACACGGUGCGUGAUAUUUAGUCGGUGUAGUCUACAACCAGAAGUAACGAGCCGCAGUCGAGAGGCGCCGGUCAUUAAUCGCCUUUUAUUCUAUUUCCAAAUUUCAAGGUUUCCCGAAUUUGUUAAUUAACAGUUAGAAUGACAAAAUAUGGGAUCAUUGGAGUUGGGAUGAUGGGAAGAGAGCAUCUCAUUAAUCUUUACCACCUAAAGAAUGAAGGUGUUGUCGUGGUCGCUAUAGCCGAUCCCCACGUGCCUUCCCAAAACCAAGUCUUGAAUCUUGCAAACUCGUUCGAUUGGCCAAUUCAGGUCUUCUCCAGUCAUAAGGCGCUGCUGGAUAGUGGGAUAUGUGAUGUGUUGAUUAUUUCAACUCCAAACAUGACUCACUUUGACAUAUUGAUGGAUAUUAUCAGUCACCCAAAACCCCACCAUGUCUUGGUGGAGAAGCCACUCUGCACAACUGUUGCAGACUGCAAAAAGGUCAUAGAUGCUGCUGCAAAGAGACCAGAUGUUCUAGUACAAGUUGGGUUAGAAUACAGAUAUAUGCCGCCUAUCGCUAAAUUGAUUGAUUUGGUGAAAGAUGGAGUUUUGGGACGAGUCAAGAUGGUUUCCAUUCGUGAACAUCGAUUCCCGUUUCUAGUCAAGGUCAACAAUUGGAAUAGGUUCAACUGUAACACCGGCGGUACACUCGUGGAAAAAUGCUGCCAUUUUUUUGAUCUAAUGAGGUUAUUUGCCGGUGCCAAUCCAGUCCGUGUCAUGGCAUCUGGUGGCAUUGACGUAAAUCAUAAAGAUGAAAUAUAUGAUGGAAAGGCGCCAGAUAUAAUCGACAAUGCAUAUGUAAUUGUUGAAUUCGAAAAUGGUGCUCGGGGUAUGCUUGAUCUUUGUAUGUUCGCUGAAGGCAGUAAAAAUGAACAAGAGAUAUCUGUUGUUGGUGACAUUGAGUUGCCCCUGGUAUUUCUGCGUGACAUUUAUUUAGUCGAUGAAGUUGAUGGAGUUACAAAAGAGCCAUCUGGUGAGGCGUUUGUACCAGAGAGCAUUGUUCGUUGGGGAACGCGAGUAGAAGGGCGAGAUGGCGUUAAAACACUGAAAGCUGAGGAUGUUCGCAUAAAAUACGAUGGACUGCAUCAUGGUUCUAGCUAUUUGGAACAUCUUCAAUUUUUGUUUGCAAUUAGAGCAAAUGGUGCUCAAGCUCCAGCUGUGAAUUUGAAAGAUGGACUGAUUUCGGUUGCAAUAGGAGUUGCUGCGCAACUGUCAAUCGAGAAGGGUCAACAACAACAAGAAGCAUAUGCAUAUGCAUAUGCACCUCUCUCUACACUCCUUCCCUAUGACGGUCGGGGACCCACACAAAAUACUCCUCUAAACACAACAUACCUUUUCCCCCCAACAGCUCCUAAUUUCCCGGCCACCACACAACCACAACCACCACCACCACCACCACCCUUCCCACCUUGCUCCACCAUUACUCAACCAAAUGCUUAUCCCCCACUCUCUACUACCAACUACCCUGCCCAGCCACCAUCAGGCUACCCUUCACCGGCCAACAACUCACACCCUCCCACUGCUUAUCCAACAGGUCAGCAUAGUGGAAACUACAGUACUCCACCUACAUCUGCCUAUCCGCCGACGCAGGCUAAUCCUACAAUCACAGCGCCACCUUAUUCCGCCGCAAACUACACAAUGGCCCCAACGGUUUAUCCAUCGCAGCCACCCACUUCCGGAGCCUACCCUCCCCGCUAUUAGCGGCGAAACUAAGUAUUAAUAAUGUUAUCCUUAAUUAUAUAUGUUUUUUGUACUGUUGAGCGAUCGCUUCGUUUGACAAGUUUUAAAGUGUGGAGAAAGAGGGUCGUUGAUACUUUUCAAUUGCCCGGACUCCAAUUAUGGAUUUAUGGCCAGAUCAAACUGCUUUCCGUUUCAGAAUUAUUUGUGUUGCAAUGAAUUUCUAAUUUGUGGAUAUUGUUAUGAAAUAAUAAAAUAAUGUAUGUGAAUGACUAUUUUGCCCUCGAUGUAUUUGUAUUAUUACAAAUUGUGCCAUCAGGAGUUUCCUAUAAAUAGG
Messenger RNA from Striga asiatica, 2348 nucleotides. The record is from the annotation of a GenBank genome assembly. Lineage: Eukaryota; Viridiplantae; Streptophyta; Magnoliopsida; Lamiales; Orobanchaceae.